GCAUUUCAGUUAACACACACAUGCAUUAAGGGAAGCAGUGGGGGAAGACGAUGGAGCUCCACACACACGUGUUCUCCAGUAAGAUCUAAAAUGAAGAUACUGGCCAACAUUUAACAAUCUGGAGGACUUGCAAAGGACAAUGUUGAGAUUCAACAUGCGUGUGUGGAUCCUUGUGUUGCUUUCUGCAGGAACGCUUUACAGUGAAGACUUUGGUGGAUGCGAACAGCAGCCGUGUCAAAAUGGUGGACUAUGUGAAAGCUACUCAGGAGGAUUCCGUUGCCUUUGUUCGCAGCAGAGCCAAAAUGGACGCCUGUAUGGUGGAGAGAACUGUACAAUUCCCCUUUCGGGCUGUGAUGAAAGCCAGUGUGAGAAUGGAGGAAUAUGUUCUCCCUCGUUUUCGAAUAACAAACACACCUACUCGUGCAUCUGCCUUCCAGGUUACACCGGUCCAAAAUGCCAGACCUCCACCACAUUCUCAUUUGAGGCGCGGGGUUAUAUGUAUAUCGACACCAAGCAACUGGAACCAGAAUCUUCCCUUAAUGUGACCUUUAGCUUUAGAACAGAGAACCCAACAGGUACUCUUUUUCAGCGUAGAGUGGAUAACUUGCUCCUCACCAUCGAGCUGAUGGAUGGACAGCUGUGCCUCCUCAGCUUGAGAGAUCAAGGCACCAGCACUCUGGUUCAAGAACUCCCAGAGUAUUUGUCCAACAACAAGUGGCACACAGUUGAAGCAUCUCUGGGUGGUGUGGUCAGUCUCAUCAGGUUGCUCUGCAGUGAGGUGAGCUGCACCAAAGACUCAGGUGUCGAAGUCCAGCCGAUGGAUCAAGCUGCCGCUCUGCCGGAGCCCGGAGUUGUUCGACAAAGCCUCUUUGUUGGAGCCAUUGGUUGGAACAGGGCUUCAGGUAGAGUCGAGGAUGGAGCAGAGGAUCCACCAGCCUUUCUGGGCUGCUUUAGGGAUGUCUUAGUAGAUUCACGACUGGUGCUGCCAGGUGACGUGCCAAAAGAUUCAGACGUCCAGGCGAACAUCGUAGCUGGAUGCAGUGACAGAGACAAGUGUGAGGAGAGCCCAUGUCAGAACAGAGGGCGGUGUGUGAGCCAGGGCUGGAGGAGGUACGCCUGUGAAUGCCACAGGCCGUAUGAAGGAGACGACUGUGCAGAUGAGUACAUCACUGGCAGGUUUGGAAACAAAGACCUUGAGAGUUACGCCAUGUUCUCAUUAGACAACAAUCCGGGGGUUUCUGUAGUUAUAUCCAUGUUCAUUCGCACCAGACAGUCCAGUGGUCUGCUUCUCAUCCUGGCCAAUACCACCAGCCAGUAUCUUCGCCUAUUCCUGGUGGAGGGCAGGGUCAAAGUUCAGGUCAACAACUUUGAGACUCUUGUCAGUCAGAACACUGUCAACAAUGGCCACUUCCACCUGGUCGCUGUGAAGCUGGAAGGAACUGCAGCCACUUUGUUCCUGUCAGCUCAAAGCCAGGGUUCUAUGGCCAUCAGGCGUGUCCAAACACAUCCUGACGAUUUGGUCUUUGUUGGAGGUCUACCAGAUUCAAGGGCCUCGGCUUCAUUUGGUGGCUACUUCAAGGGAUGCGUCCAGGAUCUGAGGAUUAACAGUAAGCGCCUGCAGUUCUAUCCAGUAUCAACUCCUGUGGAGUCGUACAACCUGGAGAAGCUUGUGGGCGUAUCAGAGGGAUGCAGCAGUGACAACGCUUGUGCUGCUAACCCUUGUCUCAAUGGAGGGGAGUGUUACUCCAUGUGGGAUGAUUUUAUCUGCAGCUGUCCCCCCAACACAGCAGGGCAAAGGUGUGAGGAGGUGAAAUGGUGUGAACUGUCUCCCUGCCCUGUUACAACCAUCUGUCAGCCCCUCUCUCAAGGCUUUGAGUGUUUGUCCAAUGUGACGUUCCGGCUCGACAACAGCAUUUUGUGGUAUCACAGUAACAGGAAGAUUAAGUCCAACCUCUCCAGUGUCUCCCUCAGCUUCCGCACUAGGCAGUCAGAGGCCGUUUUGCUUCAUGCUCAGAGAGAGUCCAAUCACAUAACGGUCUCUCUCCUUGACUCUCAUUUGGUUAUGGAGUUUCUAGGUAGGGCUGAUAAUGACUCUCUGAAAGUGACAGCACAAAGCCUGGCUCCACUCAGUGAUGGUGAGUGGCACUUUGUAUCAAUCAGCAAGGAGAGACAGAUCCCAACAUCCAGGUGGAUUAUGGAUGUAGAUGGACACCAAGAGUACAUCAGUGUCUCCAGAGCAGCGGCUGGGGACUUUAACUUUCUCAGGGAUGGAGCAGACAUUUUCCUGGGUGGCCUAAGCCAGGAAUCUGGACUGACCUUUUCAGGAUGUCUAGGUCCAGUGGAGAUUGGGGGUCUUCAUUUACCAUUCCAUCUGGAGACAGAACUGAACCUCCCCAGACCUCAGGAGGAACAGUUUGUGAGGGGCAACAGCAAUAAUUCACCACAGUACGGAUGCUGGGGUGCCACUGUGUGUGCUCCAAACCCAUGCCAGAAUGGGGGUAUGUGCGACGACCUGUUCAACCACCAUCGAUGCACCUGCCCCUCUGAAUGGACAGGAUCACUAUGCCAAGACCAGACAGACACCUGCAACUCCCACCCAUGUGUAUACGGUAACUGUACUAACCUCUCCGAGGGCUAUAAGUGUGAGUGUGAGCUGGGCUUCACCGGUGAACAGUGCGAGGUAGAAAUGGAUAUGUGUGAAAACAGCAGCUGCAACUAUGGCGCCACCUGCCUGAAAGGCUUCCACAGCUACACGUGUCUGUGUCCUCGGAACAUGACAGGACAUUUCUGCGAUGUUAAAAUCCCUGAAACUCCGUGGUACAUAGAGACAGAUCCACUUCCUCAGUUGCCUGCCUCUUUCUGCGUGGGCACAAGAUGGAACUACAACUGCUUUAACGGAGGAAACUGUUCUGAAGCUGAGAACACCUGCUACUGCCUGCCUGGAUUCACCGGUCAAUGGUGUGAGAAAGAUAUAGAUGAAUGUGCCUCAGACCCGUGUAUGAACGGAGGCUUCUGCAUCAACUACGUGAACAGCUUCGAGUGCGUGUGCGACAUGAACUACUCUGGCGUGUACUGCCAAAUGGACGUCAGCGACUUCUACAUGUACCUGUUCUUAGGCCUGUGGCAGAACCUCUUCCAACUCGUGUCCUACCUCGUCAUCCGCCUCGACGACGAGCCGGAGAUCGAGUGGGGGUUCCACGUCAACGAUUAGACGAAACCAAAUGGACCAAACUUCAUGUAGAUGGUCAAUCGUUUAUAUACACCCGUUCUUUUUGUAGAUUUUGUUCAUUAUGUUUUUGGUUGAGGGAUUAUGUCUUUGGACAGUUGCUGUGAUGCAUAGCCGUAUCGAGAAGAAUUUGUUUUUGACAAUCGAUUACCUUCUCAAAAACUCAAAUAAUACCUGAACUACGACCUCAAAUCCUAGAGGAGUUGAAAAGGAGGCUACGUGGUUGUAGAGAGGGAAGGAGGAAGUUCAAAUCAUCUAUCAUCGAUCAUAUCCCCAACUCCAACAUCUCUCUGCCCGGCUUUCCAACCCUAAGGCCAGACAGUCAAAUGCAUCGAGCUGCUUUGCUCAUUAAGCUAGAGUACUAGCAAACAGAAGUGGCAAAAGCAAAUGAGGUGGAUGAGUAGUGCUUGUCAACAAUUGCUUACGUCAUCCAGCACAAGCUGAUGUGGAAUUUUGUCUCUGCUGUAUGGAUAUUGAUCUGUUAGCAUGCCAUGACAGUCUUGAGACCGUUAUGCUGUCAGAGAUCAAUUCAGAUUUGUUGCAUGACUGACUGCUACCAGAGAUCCUUCCUGCCCACAUCAUCACCAUCCAUGACAAUAUGUUGAAGAUACCAGGAUGAUAGGAGUCACAACGUUUAAAUUCCUUCUGAGAUAAAUAUUUUUAAAUUGAAUUUUGAAUUGAAUAUGAACUUCUAGUUCAUGUGUACUGAGGUCAAAAUUGUAAUUCAAUUCAAGAAUAAUAUUAUAAACAUCAAAAACCUGCUAGGUCCAAUCUUGAAUUUAUUUCUGUGGAUGCAAGUUGUUUUUUCCCCCCCAUGUCACCAGACAGGCUCUGUAAAAUUCAACAUUCUUUGAGUAAUUUUUCUGCAUUAAGUUAACUUAAGUUGAAUUAAAAACACUCACUUUUUAAGUACAUCAUAUUUCAGGACCCCAAAUAGCCUUAGCUUCUUCAAAUCCAGAGACAAUGCUACAAAAGAAACAUACUUACGUUUUACUUGCUUUUAUUCUCUGUUCAAUAAUUAUUACAUUUGCUUUGCAUAAACGCUGCCUCAAAGUGGCUCAAAGUUGACCAUUUGUUCUUAGGGGUUUUGCAGCAGCGUCGUCCGGUUCCUUCGGUCUUUAUCUUGUCAGAAACUCGUCCAUUCCACGAUUGCUAAUACGGCUAGCUUAAUAAGCAAAGCAGCUCGAUGAGUUUGACUGUCAGCCAAUCAGAGAUGGGCAUGGCAAAGAACAUAAACUAUUUCAAUUUAUAUUUUAUAAUAAUUGGAAAAACAUUUGUUGUGAAGAUUUAAAAAUAAUAAAAAUUUUACUUAAUUUCAUUUUUUUUAGCUCGACUUGUUUUUCCUAAUUUAGACUCCAGU
Poecilia latipinna (sailfin molly) is the source of this 4586-nucleotide messenger RNA. RefSeq names its product protein crumbs homolog 1-like. NCBI's taxonomy places the organism in Eukaryota, Metazoa, Chordata, Actinopteri, Cyprinodontiformes, Poeciliidae. The transcript is spliced from 8 exons. The coding region runs from base 140 to 3211 and encodes 1023 amino acids. The record is from RefSeq and is a predicted model, not a curated record. Gene Ontology annotation, molecular function: calcium ion binding.